UAUACACAGUACAUCACCACAAAUAUUUAUUUCCUUAACCGGAAAGAUUCCACAAGGGCGUCACUUCAAACGGUUGAUAGUAAACCAACCAAAUCGAAGAAGAUUCGUCUUCUUCUUCAACUAUUUUUGAUGGACCUUGCUCGAUUAGCUUCCAUAUCACCUCAGAGAAGAAGAAAAUGGCUGAUUCUGUUAUCGGUUUUCGGAGUUUCGGGCUAUGGAGUUUACAAGGUUUACAAUUCUCCGUACAUCGCGAGGAAGAGGAAGCGUCUUAUGAAGCUCUUCGGUGGAAUCGCUUCCUUCGCCGAACUGGUUAUCGAAUCCGCAGAGACGAUAAGUAUCGUUUCCCGAGACUUGAAGGAGUUUCUCCAAUCGGAUUCCGACGAAAUCCCUAAAAGCUUGAAGCAGAUGGCGAAGAUCACUAAAUCGAAAGAGUUCACUGAUUCUCUAGCUAGGGUUUCCGAGGCCGUAUCGAUUGGGAUUUUCCGUGGGUAUAAUCUGGAUCAGGAAUCGAAAAAUUCGGAAACAGAAUCAGGAAUUGGAUCGAAUUCAAGUGUAGUCGAGAAAAUUUUCUCAGAUGCAGGAACUGGUUUCGUUUCCGUUGUUGUUGGUAGCUUUGCGAAGAAUCUUGUUCUUGGAUUUUAUGAGAUUGAGAGUGAUACCGAAACAAGAACAAAACCUAGAUGGAUGAGUUUGCUCUGUGAUGAUAAGUGUAGAGAGCUUUUAGCUGAUUGCAUCGAGAGGUUCACUACCUCAGCAGUAUCAAUCUACAUCGAGAAAACUUCUGGGAUCAACACUUACGAUCAGAUAUUCUCUGGUUUGACAAACCCGAAACAUAAAGAUAGUGCACGAGACGUUCUUGUUUCGGUAUGUAACGGAGCUCUUGAGACGUUCUUGAGAACAUCUCACCAAGUCUGCACGUCUUCUGAUACAGUCGAAGAAGAAGUAACUGAGAAGAAGUCAGAUUCGGUUAACGGAUGGGCAGAGGCGAUUUCGACUACGUUAGCUGUACCGAGCAAUAGGAAGUUCAUGUUUGAUGUUACGGGGAGAGUGACAUUGGAGACGAUGAGAUCGAUCGUUGAGUUUGUGAUCUUGAAGACAUCACAAGGCUUUAAGAAGAGUGUUGAUGUGGUUCAUGAAGAAGUUACAGAGAGAGGACGUCAAGUGGUUGGAUAUGUUGGUGCGAAAUCUUCAGUGAUCAUCACUGUUUGUCUUGCGGUUUACCUUCACAUUGUAAACCGGUUUGUUCGAGGUUCUCCGGUUUGCUUAAACCAGCAUUUG
Thlaspi arvense is the source of this 1278-nucleotide messenger RNA. NCBI's taxonomy places the organism in Eukaryota, Viridiplantae, Streptophyta, Magnoliopsida, Brassicales, Brassicaceae. The record is from the annotation of a GenBank genome assembly.